This is a messenger RNA of Tupaia belangeri chinensis (Chinese tree shrew), 1328 nucleotides long. RefSeq names its product equatorin (gene EQTN). Bases 48 to 1025 code for a protein of 325 amino acids. The transcript is spliced from 8 exons. The record is from RefSeq and is a predicted model, not a curated record. NCBI's taxonomy places the organism in Eukaryota, Metazoa, Chordata, Mammalia, Scandentia, Tupaiidae. Gene Ontology annotation, biological process: fusion of sperm to egg plasma membrane involved in single fertilization; endocytosis; acrosomal vesicle exocytosis. Gene Ontology annotation, cellular component: outer acrosomal membrane; inner acrosomal membrane; plasma membrane.
GUAAGUCACAGGCCCUGGGGGCCACAGAAAGGAAACUUGGAGAAGACAUGGUAGAUUACUGCAUAAAUCACAUCAAUUUCCCAAUGAAUUUUAUAUUGUUUGUUUUUUUAUCUGGGGUGUUUUCCUCAGAGGUUAGCAAUUUGAAGUCCACUGUUAAAGGGAGACCUGAUGUGAUAUCGUUAGAUGAAGAUGAAAAUAGAGAGGAAGAAGAAAAUUUGAAGGAACAUACUCAACAUGGGGCUCCAGCUGAUGAUAACAGUCAUGAAAAUUUUAGAGAUGUGAAACAAUACGUGUUCACAACACAAAACGCAAAUGGCAGUGAGUCUGAAAUAUCUGUGAGAGCGACAACUGAUCUGAAAUUUGCACUAAAAAACUAUAAAAUGAUCAACAAAACGACAUCUGAAAAACCCAUCAGUGAAGAAGAAAAAUCUGUUCCAGAAUCCUCUCAUAAAAAUAUACAAAAAUCAACCCCAAAUGUUCCUGAAUUUUGGACAAAGUUAGCUAAAGCUAUAAGUGAAACAACGAAGAGCAUGGAUGACAAAGAUCAAUUAUUUCAGCCAAUUCCAAGCUCUGAUGUGAAUGCUACAAAUGAAGAAGAAGAAGAAGAAGAAUUAUCAGAGCUAGAUGAAAUUAAGUACAAAUUAAUGCUGGGUAUCUCAUUGAUGACCCUCAUCCUUUUUGCAACCCUCCUGGCGUUCUGUAGUAUCAUGCUGUACAGAAUGAAGCAGCUGAGUUAUAAAAGUUGUCAGAGUGAAUACACCAUCAACCCAGAGCUGGCAACUCUUUCUUACUUUCAUCCAUCAGAGGGCAUAUCAGACACAUCUUUUUCUAAGAGUGCGGAGAGCAGCACAUUUUGGGGCACUGCUUCUUCAGAUCUAAGAAAGCCAACCAUAAGAAGGUCACUAUCUAAAACUAUGACGGAUGGGAUUUCCACAGGCUCCGAUGAUACGGGCAUAAACGAGGAAUCAGACUUACUUCACAGUGAGGAGCCAAGUGAGGAACCGAGUGAAAUCCCAACUGACUAAUAGAUAACUUCGGUUCUUCUGUUGUAAAAAAAAAAAAAAAAGAGGCCUUUCUUUAUGUUUCAUAUUCAUGUCAUUAUUUUCAAACUCUGCUGAAACACCUAAAUUUUCUGAUGUCUUAAAAGAAGGACAUAUUCAAUAAACAUUAUCUCGGUUAUAACAAGUAUUUGAUGGGAAGUAAACAAAGAAUUUAAGUUGUGGAAAACUCAUCAAAUGGAAAUGAUCCCUGAGCGGUUUAUGGAAGCUAUUCACUCGAAUAUUUAAAUGAGGACAUUCAAAUAUUAACCUGACCCCAUUCUGAGGACU